AUGAUUGCUCAAAGAAAGACGAUAAUCGAACCUGGAUACCUCCCAAACAGCUGUCAAUAUACCGUUGAGACUGCUCGUGGUCCAUAUCUUGUCCAGAUCGCAUGGCCGCUGUGCUGGACAUCGGAACGCCUGCCACAGCCAAACGCGGACGAACAUCCCGUCUCCAGCUUCUACCUUGUAGAUGGCAACGCCUACUUUCUUACAGCAGUUGAAAUCUCACGACGAUUGGAAUGCCUCAAUUCCACCCGCAGCAUCGUCGUCGGUAUCGGCUAUCCCAACCUCAAAGCUGUCUACGACUUCCGUAGAGGUCCUGACUUGACACCACGUUCGCGUGAUGGAAAGUAUGAGAUGCCUCUAGACAAACACGGCAAGCCCCGAACCGACUUGAGCUUUGGGGAAGCCCACUUGUUCCUCGACUUCAUCAAGAGGGAAGUCAUGCAAACAGUGGAGGGGGAACUCUUCCCGUCUCUGGAUCUUGCCUCCAAUCGGAAAGGUCUGUUCGGACACUCUUAUGGUGGUCUGUUCAGUCUCAACGCAUUGUUCACUCAGCCGGGACUAUUCGAUUUCAUCGCUGCUGCAAGCCCUUCUAUAUCCUGGAGCGAAUAUUCCUUGGUAAGCUUCCAGGAGGAGGAGUUUCACAGGGAAGCGAAAGUAGUCGACCCGCCCCCGGUAUUGCUUUUGACGUGGGGAUCGAAUGCCGAGGAGCUUGAGCAGAGGAAGGGGGAAUCCGAUGCUUCUUUCACGCGGAGAAGGAUGGGAGCGGAAGAGCCAGAAUGUGGAAAUGAUGCCAGGGCCAUGGCCGCAAGAUUAGCUGGCGACUGUACCAUCAAGGCUGUUUUGACUGCCGACUUCCCAGGUUGGGGUCAUGGAGGCGCAGCUGUAGUGGGGCUUCAGCGAGCCUUGAUGCAUUUUCUGCUUGAGAUGGAUUGA
Molecule: messenger RNA, 930 nt
Organism: Ramularia collo-cygni
Lineage: Eukaryota; Fungi; Ascomycota; Dothideomycetes; Mycosphaerellales; Mycosphaerellaceae
Product: related to hydrolase of the alpha/beta superfamily
Exons: 2
Coding region: 1-930 (309 amino acids)
Molecular function (GO): hydrolase activity, acting on ester bonds
Source: RefSeq, a predicted model, not a curated record